Molecule: messenger RNA, 2396 nt
Organism: Rhipicephalus microplus (southern cattle tick)
Lineage: Eukaryota; Metazoa; Arthropoda; Arachnida; Ixodida; Ixodidae
Product: centrosomal protein of 83 kDa-like
Source: RefSeq, a predicted model, not a curated record
GCGAACCAACGGUUGAAAUGCGCGUGCACGGAAAGAAUGUCUCGAUACCGCAUCUAUGUUGAAUGUAGCUGAGUAGUUCAGCGCGUAACGCAAGCAAGAUAAUGACGCUAAACCCUUCACCAUACGAUAUAGAUGAUGUCCCAAACUACGACGAAAAACACCGCGCAGAUGACUCGCACAGAAACUCGUUUGAAAAACUGAAAGCUGCCCAUGUGAGUCUUCAAGAAGAUUACGUGAGGCUCCAAAAGGACUUGAAGAACACUUUGCAGUCCCUUCAAGACGUCCGGUCCAAUCAUGUCAACAUACUGCAAAAAGCCGACAGGAUCAUUUCAGAAAAAGAGGCCACAAUUAAAGAGCUUCGUGUAAAGUUAAGCUCUAUUUGCGAGGAUGAUCUGCGGAAAAAAAUAGAAGAGGAGUUUCGUAACAGUUUUGCAGACUACACAAAGCAGCUUCAGACAAACCAUGAAAGAUGUAAAUCAGCCCUGCACGAAGCGAAUGUUCAGCUCACAAACAUGAAAUCUAUGUUACAAAGUGCAGAAAAAAACCACCAGAGAGCUGUUCAGGAGCAGAAUCUCAAGGCACAGAGCUGAGGUACUAUGAAUCGACUCAAAGUGGAAAUCCAAAGUUUAAAGACCGAGAAAAGCAAUGCUGGCGGAGAAGAUGUUCUGAUGCAGCUCCUUGAUGUGCAGAAAGAAAAUGCAGACUUACGAGGCAAGCUGAAGAGUGUUUCUCUUGUUAAGGAAUUGAGAAAUGAAAAACAUGACCUUGCUCUGGAGAAACAAGCAGCUCUACAGAAACAUGUCGAAGAGCUCGCACUUGCCGAGGAGUCCAACAAAAUCAUAGAAACAAAGCUCAAAGGUGCCCUGUCCCAAAGAGAGGCACUGGAGGAGAUGCUGCCCAGAUAUCGACAAGAGAUAAACCAACUUUCGCAACAACUCAUAUCUUCUGAAGAAGAGAAGCUCAGCCUAAGAAACACGAUAUCCCUGGCUGAACAUAAACACAAGGCCGAAAUUCUACAGCUGAGGACGGAUGCUGUCCACCAAAGGGCUGAGCUUGAAGCCAAAUACGAGAAAGCUCUUUUGGAGCUGGCAAGUGCCAAAGCAGAUGCCGAGAUAGCCAUUAAAGGCACCGCUGACCAGAAACAGCUCUUGGUUGAGAAAGAGAAGGAGCUUGAAAAAAAACACCAUGCCACAAGAACAAAGGACUGGGAUCGUGCGAGAAGACUCGAAUCUGAAAAGAUUCUUCUGGAAGCUAAACUCAAAGAAAUCGCCACUGCCAAAGCAGCCGCAGUUGAGAGGCUCGGUGAAAGUGAAAAGCAGAUUAAGCAUUUAAAGCAAGCGCAGGACAGCCAAAGACAGGAAUUUGAAGAAGAGGUGCUUGCACUGAAGGCCAAGCUGAAGGCAGUGUCAAGUGCACGGGAAGAUACAAACAAUGUUGUUGCUGAGAACCAAGUUUUGCAAAGACGUCUGGCUCUGUCUGAGGAGGAACUUGAAAAAAGUCAUGCAGCGCUCAAGGAUUUGCAGGAGCAGAAGGAGCUGUUCACAAGAAAAAUUGAGGCUCUUCAACUUGAACUGCAGGCUGCUCAGGUCAAUACUAUUAAACUCUCGGAGCAAAGCGAAAGGACUGGUAUGCAGAUGAAGUUGGCCUGGGAGCAAGAGAAAUACGACUUUGUGAAGAGAAUUGAGGAGCUUGAAGCUGAGCUACGGCAAGCCCAUAAAGAGUUCAACUGGAAAUUGAGGGCUUUGAAGCAAAGAAACAGGGAGUACCGUAAGGCUGUGCAUUCGUACCGAUCAAAGAUAAGCCUGAAAUCGGAAAUCCAAGAAAAGCAUGCUGAAGCUGGUCACGUAAGGCAGAGUGUACCUCCAGAUAUAUACAGGGAGCUCCAGGAUGAGCUGAAGAAGUUAAGAAGGCAACAACUUGAGUUUCGCUCAUUGCUCGAACUGCCUCCCACUCUUCCAGGGAGGACCACUGGCUCCUUAUGUCGCUCAAACGAUCGAAGUGCAGCAUUGUGGAGCAUUACAGAAAUGAAAGAAAAGCUGGAUCGAUUAGAUGUACAGCAGUGCCAACAGAUGAAUCAGAUGGUCACACUGGUGAAGAAGCUCGGUGAAAUGACGCAUCAAAGUCCGCCCAGCAGUAUCGACAUCUCAUCGUUAUCAAGACGCAGUUGCAGUUCUAAAUCCAGUAGUGCAUCAAAGGAAUUCCAUCAUUCAUCCAAAAAUGAGAUGUCCCCCCAUCUAAAAUGACACGGGACAUAGCCAAUUGGAAUCACAGAUAAUAUAUAUAUUAAUCACUUUAUACCACAACUUGUACAUGAAUACAAAAAUAUUUUUGCUAUAAAAGCCUGCGUAUAUACACCUUGUACCAAUACUGAAAUAUAUUAUUUAACAUUACGAUUA